This is a messenger RNA of Calliphora vicina (urban bluebottle blowfly), 2601 nucleotides long. It is a transcript of the gene Hyccin, whose product is annotated as hyccin. The transcript is spliced from 2 exons. Lineage: Eukaryota; Metazoa; Arthropoda; Insecta; Diptera; Calliphoridae. Gene Ontology annotation, biological process: phosphatidylinositol phosphate biosynthetic process; protein localization to plasma membrane. Gene Ontology annotation, cellular component: plasma membrane. The coding region runs from base 294 to 2075 and encodes 593 amino acids. The record is from RefSeq and is a predicted model, not a curated record.
UCGCUAAAUUACCACCACAGUUUAUUUACCCUUUAAUCUUUGACACAUCGAAACAAGUGAAGAGAGAGAAGAAAACAUAACAUUACGUCAAAACAACUAUAUUUUUUUCUUAAGCAGCCAAAGAAAUUUUAAAAAUUUUUGUGAUUAAUUACGAGUGAAAAAGUAGAAAAUUUAAUUUUUAUUGCUAAAAAAAACGUAGUUAAAUUUGUUGUCAACCAAACUGCCUCUAUUUACUGUUGUUGUUGAACAGCAGAGAUUGUUUAAAAUAAUUGAAAGUGUUCGAGUGCUGAGUAAUGGCAGAAUCAAUAGUCCAAGAUUGGUUGACGGAUUUUCAACGCAUACAGGGUCAACCUUCAGAGGUUAAAGAAUUUGCCAAUGAACAUGACAGUGACUCGGAAAUAGCUGAAGCGAUUUUUACCAUUUUGCAUGAUCGUCAACGGCAUGAAUCAUUAGUUCACGAUAUCUGUCAACAGUUGUUGGCCUUCUAUCGCAGCACGGAAAAAUCAUUACAAAAGUUCCCAUUACAAUUUAUACCUGUUCUAAUCUAUACGUACCUGCAUGCCGUUGCUGGUGGUGAUAAAAAGGGAGUACGUAGUUUGGAAACACUUUUAAUCUGCAUUUACAAUGGCGAAGUGUCUACGGAAGAGGGCGGUGAACGGGUGGUGCAAUUUCGUAUGCCUAUUUUAGCCCAAGCCUCAGUGUACCACGAAGAAAAGAAUUUACCGCUAACUGAUCUACGGCGUUGGGAAGAGAAUUGUAAUCGCGAGGUAAAGUGGGGUCCACAUCCACGCAUUGAAGCGAUUACAGCCCAAAAUCGUCUGAGGAUAAUGACCGCAUUAUUGUUUUGUUACAAUCAACAAGUUAGUUUAACACAAAAAUCUGCACUUAUACACUUGUGUCGAGUGUCUUCACAGUUAGUGGCAGAAGGAUUUAAUACGAAGUCAACUCAUGCUCAUAGGAUCUCAUAUGGCUCGGAUCCUUCACUAAUGCCCAAAUCAAUGAUUCCGCGCAUUCCAUUAUCCUCAGCAUUCCUUGUGGAAUUAGUGCAUGCCAUUUACUUUGCCAUGUUCAAUGGUUUUGGUACUGUGGCCAUCCAAACACUGGAAGACAUUCAUAAUAGAGCAUGCUUUGAAAUGUACACAGAAUUAAUUCUAAUCACGAGUGCGGUACGCAACUCUCUGCAUGCCAAUCCCUCUGGCCAGCCGAGUGAUGGUCCCAUGGGCCUGAGUGUAGCUCUAACACCAUCCACCAAUACUGUAACCACCGCUGUCUCAAAAUCAAUGAUAACAAAUGCAUCAUUCCGUACGAAAAAAUUACCUGAUGACAUACCCAUCCAAGUGCAAGAUCUAACAAUGCCACAGGCGACUCAACAGCUGGCCAGUGUUACUGAAGAAACUGCCGAACAAACACAAAAUGCUAAAGAGGGCAAGGAAUCGGGCCAGGGUUCACGAAAUUCCAUAAUAAGACCCAGCAUGGAGGGCAUCAAGGCCCAAGCUCAUAAAGCCUUAAUAGCAGGUUUCAAGAAAUCCAAAGGCAAGGAGAAGGAUAAGGACAAGGAUGUUAGCGAUUCUACAACAGGUGCUCAUCAAACAAACGGCAACACAGCCAUAAAUAAUAUAGAUAGUAGUACUAAACCACCGCAACGAAAAUUAGAUAAACAUAUGCAACGUAAUUCCCUUAUGCAACUGCAAAUGGAGAGCUCUUCGUCGGAGUUUGAGAAGAGUCCGGGUCCGGUAAAAGGCAAAACUUACGAAUCAUUAGAUACCAUGGAAAUGUUACCAAUGCAAUCGCUAUUGGCCAACGAAAGCGGUAGUGGUAGUUUUAGCAUUGACAGUGAUUUGAAUGGUGGUGCUCUUGUAACAGGUACAAACGUUAGUGGAGGUCUAGGUGGUGGAGGAAGUGUCGUCGGUGGUCUAACCAAUAAUAGCAAUAAUAAUAGUACAACAACUACCACCUCUUUAACUAGCAGUGACCUGUUAACUACAAAAAGUUUCGAUAGCAGUAUCGAACUGCCACCACUUAGUGCAACGCCCGGUAUUGUGGGGGUAAAAACGAAUGAUACACUUGUGGAUUAGUGCUUUUCUAAGGCUUCCAGUGGCCUAGGCUACUUAUAUUAUGGUUAAAAUCUAAUUUCACCUGUUUAAUAGCAUACAUACAAAAUUAUCUCUUAUUUGAUGAUGAUCAUUGGUACAAACAAGACUAUUUUUUUUUUUUAGUUUUUUGUUUUUUGUUAAACAUUUUUGUUCUAAGGGUGAAGGAGGUGAGGUGUUGUUUUAUAUGUUUAUAUUUUUGUUUAUAUGCAUACACAUAUUUUCAUAGAUAUAUAUGUUGUAUGUAUGUAUGUUAAGAUUAAAGCACUUUUUGUUCUAGUGUGCCAAUGAGUUACGAGGUAUUCCAUACAUUUGUAUGUGCAUUUUAUAAUUAAAUCUUUUAUUUUUAACUAAAGAAAAAAUAAACAAAAAAUACUUGUUGAUAAACUGAGAUUGUUGAACUUAAUUUAAAUGUAUAACUAAACAAAAUAAUUAAACAGCAUACAUAUUUACUAAAUAUUUGCGUUAUGUUAAAACAAGCAAAAUUUGUGUUAAAUUUAAAAAAAAAACA